AGGAACUGCAGAGGCAAAUCUACCGGGACUAGGAUGGCCGAAGAGACACAGUCGCCCUACGGCGAAUACAAGUUCGUCGCUCGUUUGGAUCACAUUAAGACCUUUAACCAGGCCAUAAAGUCUAUUUGCUUCAAUGAUUACGGUAUGCUGCAGGUUUCCGAAGAUGGACUGCGCAUCACCGUGGAGCAGGGCAAGUCCAUCCAGGCCACGCUCUUCAUGCCGCCGGGCGCCUUCAAGGAGUUCUUUGUGCAUGACUUCCAGAGCUUCGGCCUGAAGAUGAAUGUGCUGUCCGAAUGCCUAAAUCUCUUCGGAUCCGCCGACUGCAGCCUGAGGAUGAUGUUCAGGGAUCAGGGCGACCCACUGAGGAUCACCCUGUACCCCUACGAGGACGAGGACGUGAGCACCGAGUGCGCCAUCAAAACUAUGGACUGUGAGGAGCCCAUUGACUACGAUAAGAACCUGAAGGAUGCGGAUGUUAAUGUGAUAUUCGUUCGUGGACCGAAUCUAUCGAAAGUUUUCAAUGAACUUGAAAAAUCGGCGGAGGAAUUCGAGUUCGUAACAUCACCAGAUCGACCGCACUUCAAGAUCACCACCGUGGGCAUCAUGCAGGCGGUGUUCAGCGUCGAGGUGGCCAAGACCAGUCCCAUGAUGAUGAUGUUCAACUGUAAGCAGACGGUAGUCGCUCGCUACAAGAGCCAGCAGAUCCGGAUGACCAACAAGGCGAUGCAGUCGGCCACCAAGGUGGCCAUCAAAACGAACUCCAUUGGCCUGCUGGAGCUGCACCUGGUGAUGCAGGGCGAGGGCCAGGAGGAGAUCUUUGUUCAGUUCUUUAUUAUUCCCUUACUUCACACAGAUUAAGCCUGAUUAUAUCAACAGGUAGUUGACAAAGUAUA
This is a messenger RNA of Drosophila biarmipes, 893 nucleotides long. It is a transcript of the gene Rad1, whose product is annotated as cell cycle checkpoint protein RAD1. Gene Ontology annotation, cellular component: checkpoint clamp complex; nucleus. Gene Ontology annotation, molecular function: 3'-5' exonuclease activity. The record is from RefSeq and is a predicted model, not a curated record. Gene Ontology annotation, biological process: DNA repair; DNA damage checkpoint signaling. NCBI's taxonomy places the organism in Eukaryota, Metazoa, Arthropoda, Insecta, Diptera, Drosophilidae. The transcript is spliced from 2 exons. Bases 34 to 858 code for a protein of 274 amino acids.